This is a messenger RNA of Bursaphelenchus okinawaensis, 1803 nucleotides long. Lineage: Eukaryota; Metazoa; Nematoda; Chromadorea; Rhabditida; Aphelenchoididae. The record is from the annotation of a GenBank genome assembly.
AUGUCAUCGGAGGAAAUGAUAGCCAACCUGAACUGUUCACCAACCUCAUCCUCAGUCGAGCAAACAAAAGUCGAGCAGAGCAUCAGUCCGCUGGAGCAGAGUCACAGUCCGCCGGGCACGGGCUCGAGCUCGCUGGACGAGUUCCUGACGGCACGCUUGGCCGCCCUGCCCGACGAGAAAGAGGAACGGCCGUCGUUAUCGUACAAAGAUCUGAUAAUUGAAGCGAUCGAGAGCAGUCCCGAGAAAAGGCUAAAGCUCAGCGAAAUCUACCAGGUGAGUAUGUUGUUGUAAAGGUUAUUAUAUUUGAAAAAGCAAUUUUUGAAUUUUAAAAUUAUAAGGUAAAGUCGAAUGUCUUUUACAAGAUCGUAUAAAGGAAAGUGUUUCUUCGUAUCAUAUGUAGAAACUGCAAUGUAAGCCUUUGUUAAUUUGGAAGGGAAAGUAUUCGUCUUGUCACAUAAACGUCGCAAGUUAUCUUUGUCACACGAAUUAAUUUCGACAUUAUGUUUACAUAACUCCUUGCAAAUUGUUUUUUGUAUUCAUAUACUUUCAGUCCUAAUCCGUUUUGAUGUUUUUACAGUAAGAUUAAACUAAUACUCCAUUUGCAGGUAAUUCGUUAUCUCCAUCCUUACUACCGCAAGCGAGCUGACCAAUGGGGAUGGCAAAACUCGAUACGUCACAACCUCAGUUUGCACGAUUGUUUUGUGAAGCUGCCUUUGAAACAGACUUCCGCCAGCGGCGUUGUAGGUAAGAGAAACACCUCCCAUCAAAACUGGUGUAUUUAAACCAUUCACAUCCGUUUGUACUAAGGUAACCAUCUUACUUUAAGGUCACUUCUGGACAGUAGUCCGAGACAACGAGGACAAACAAGGAUCGUCGAGAAGGCGGAACAGGAACGGCACUAAACUGACAAGGUGCUCUAGCGGCAAGCUCGGCGGAAUCAACAACAACAAGAAAGGUCGACUCAGUGUGAAUAUCGAGAAUGGCAUUAUGAGCGACGAAAGCCAGUCCAACUCGCCUACCGUGAUGCUACUGGAUGUAGCACGAAAAGAAAGCGGGCUUCUGAACAGCGUGUCAUCAGCUCCCCAACUUCACAGGCCGAUCCCAUCAUACUUGGCCGAAAUGAACGAAGCCCAACUCACACAGCCCAACCUUCUGGCAGCCGUCGCCUUGAGUCAGCUGGCUAACCAUGCCCCAAACACACAGACUGCCAACUUAGUCGAAACGUCGCCGGAUCCUCGGAUCACGCCCAAUCCAUCACAAUCCAUAUUAUCAAGGCUCGCGCUGUCUGCGCUACUGGAUGAACAGAAUGUCGUCACGUCGACCGCACCUACCACUAGUCUCGUGAAUCCUCUGCUAAAUCAGUUGGUACCCAAUGUAAGCGACCAGCUACAGCGACUUCAACUCUUGAACCUGUACUUAUAUCAACAGGGGCUGAUACAACAGCUGGUGGAUAACAUAGCCGUCAACCAACAACAACAGUCCGCACCGUCGUUGGCAACCAACGUGCUGACGCAGCUGCUCCUGAACCGAGUACAACAAAACAAGUCGCCCAUCAUUCCACUGUCACUGGCUUCGACCGUAGUACCAACGAGUUCAGAAGUUGUGGUAUCACAACCAGCGCCAGUUGUCGCAACCACUCAGCCUGAAGAACUGAGCCAGCUACAACAACAACUUCUGAAUCUGGUGGGUCAGCUUCAGCAGAAUGGUCAAAUGAAUGGCGUGCCAGUAACACCGCCUAUCAACGGCUCCAUUUCAGCUUCAGUAUCAGACAGUCCCAGCAAGGACAACCUUGUGGCCAUCUAA